GAGCGUAUUAUAUAUUAUCAAUUAAAAUCAUAUUGAAAUGGAUGUUUUUGAUAUUACUGAUGACAUUGCCAUUGAAGAAGAGGCCAUAAUAAACGAAUACAUAAAUCCAAGCAUAAAUCCAACAGGAAGAAAAGACAGAAAUGUAAGAUCAAGACCUGAACAUUUUACUCAGUGGAACGCAGUAGAAUUUCAUCGCCGAUUUAGGCUUUUGAAAGAAUCUGUGAGAAGUUUGCUAGACCUGAUUGAACAUAAAAUCAAGCAUAAAACAGAAAGAAAUCAGUGUGUUCCACCCAUGUUGCAAUUAUUAUUGACUCUGCGUUUUUAUGCCACUGGAAGCUUUUAUAUCACUGUUGGAGAUUUUGGAGGCAUUCAUAGCUCCACUUUAUGCUGCAUUAUAAAAAGAGUCACCGAAGCAAUAGCGUCACUAACGCCAACUUUAUUAAAGUUACCCCGUUGCAAUGAAGAAAUAAGGAAGUGUCAAGAAGAAUUCUAUAAAAUAGCCAGAUUUCCAAGAGUAAUUUCAGCCAUAGAUGGCACCCAUGUUAGGAUUCAAUCCCCCGGUGGCAACACAGCAGAGAAUUAUAGAAACAGAAAAGGAUUUUUUUCACUUAAUGUGCAAGCUAUGUGUUCAGCAGAUUUGAUGUUCCAAGAUGUGGUAGCACGUUGGCCUGGUUCCACGCAUGAUUGCAUGAUUUUUGCCAAUUCACGUGUCAAAUUUCAUUGUGAAAACCGUGCCUUUGGUAAUGGAAUUAUACUUGGAGACAGUGGUUACGAGCAAACCAAUUAUCUUUUGACUCCAUUUCUCAACCCUAGCACACCAGCUCAGAGUUUAUAUAAUGAGUCUCAAAUACGAACUAGAAAUACAAUUGAACGGUGCUUUGGAGUGUGGAAGAGACGUUUUCCAGUUUUAAGCAUUGGGUUAAGAUGUAAAUUACCAUUAGCCCAAGAUGUAAUUAUAGCUUGUGCUAUUUUACACAACUUGGCGAAAACUAAAAAUGAAGAGGAACCACCAGUGGAUCCAGAAGUUAUUGUUCCACCUCAACCAAUUUUUCCACCCUCAUUAGCUGACCCGGUUGGUGGAGAAAGGUACCACACCAGAAACUUAAUAUUAAGUUAUUUUAGUUCUUUAAUAGAGUAGGUAGUAGUAGUAAAAAUUAAAUAAACUUCAU
Molecule: messenger RNA, 1169 nt
Organism: Colias croceus (clouded yellow)
Lineage: Eukaryota; Metazoa; Arthropoda; Insecta; Lepidoptera; Pieridae
Product: putative nuclease HARBI1
Exons: 2
Coding region: 38-1138 (366 amino acids)
Source: RefSeq, a predicted model, not a curated record